CCGACACAUUCCUCCGUUCCCCCACUCCCCGCGUCCGCCACCACCCCCAAGGCGUAAGAGAUUCCACGCGUUCGGCGGAAGCUUCUGGAAGAGAAAGAAGAGACCAAGGUAGCGCCGUCCGCGAGAGCCCUUGAGCUUGUGGAUUCAUUGGUUUUAAUGUUGAAGAUUGCGUAAAAUGGUCAGUAGAAAUGUAGCAGUUAGUCCACUAAAAGGAGCUAUUAUCUUUAAUGUUAAGGGAAUGGUAGCUUGGGGAAGACUGAAAAGAACAGGAUCACUACUUGAUACUGAUGUUCUUUGACCACGGUACCAUGGCUGCUGCUAUGUUUAUGCUCAUGUUUAUAAACACUACUCUUGACCGGUGUUUCAAUUUUUCUUCAAGGAUGAGGGAAAGAAGCUACAGUUAUAGUCCAUCACCACCAAGGGGUUAUGGGAGAAGACGUCGGAGCCCAAGCCCAAGAGGUCGUUAUGGAGGCCGUGGUAGAGAUCUUCCAACCAGUCUUCUAGUUAGGAAUCUUCGUCGGGACUGUAGGCCUGAGGAUCUUCGUAGGCCAUUUGGGCAAUUUGGCCCUCUCAAGGACAUUUAUUUGCCACGUGAUUAUUACACCGGAGAGCCCCGGGGAUUUGGAUUUGUUCAAUAUGUUGAUCCAAACGAUGCAGCUGAAGCGAAAUAUCAAAUGGAUGGGCAAAUUCUACUUGGGAGGGAAUUGACUGUUGUAUUUGCAGAGGAGAACAGAAAGAAGCCAGCUGAGAUGAGGGCUAGAGAGAGAGUAAGGGGUCCAGCAUAUGAUUACCGGAGGUCGCCUCGUCAUUCACGUUCCCCUCGAUAUUCUCGCUCCCGAUCCCCUCGUUACUCUCGUUCUCCACGCAAUGCAAGGUCUAUGUCCUACAGCCGUAGUUACUAUCCACCUUCUCCUAAGCGAUGCUACUCAAGAUCUGUUUCACCUCGAGAUAGAAGGUCACAUCGUGAGAGGUCAUACUCACGCUCACCUGUAUACAGUCGAGAUAGAAGGUUGCACUGUGGUAGGUCAUACUCACGCUCACCUGCAUACAGCAGGUCAAGGAGUAGCAGUCCAGUUGAUGAUUAUCCGAUCAAGCCAUCACACAGAGAAAGGUCUCUAUCUGUCAGCCAGUAAAUGGAUUGAAUUGCAGUGCAAGAGCUCGGCUGACGUUUACCGGUAACUUGUGCAAGAGCUCGGCUGAUGUUGGAUGUUAGCACUAUUCUUGUAUGUUGCAUGUUGGACCUAUUUUUGUUGAACAUGUGAAAGCGUGUUGGAUGUUUCCUUAGUUUAGCAGGACAAUAUGUUGAGAUUGAAAUUUAGUGAAUUCAAAUUGAGUGCUAGGAUGGGGCUUAAUCACCAUCUGAAUUUAUGUGGUGGUACCAUUUGCUUGGUUCUAAUGCAUACUGGACAGGAUUUUUGGAGCCAUCAGAGAUUUUG
Elaeis guineensis (African oil palm) is the source of this 1436-nucleotide messenger RNA. RefSeq names its product serine/arginine-rich SC35-like splicing factor SCL30A. NCBI's taxonomy places the organism in Eukaryota, Viridiplantae, Streptophyta, Magnoliopsida, Arecales, Arecaceae. Gene Ontology annotation, molecular function: RNA binding. The record is from RefSeq and is a predicted model, not a curated record.